Messenger RNA from Caenorhabditis briggsae, 1998 nucleotides. It is a transcript of the gene Cbr-daf-1, whose product is annotated as Protein CBR-DAF-1. The record is from RefSeq and is a predicted model, not a curated record. Gene Ontology annotation, biological process: nervous system development; protein phosphorylation; cellular response to growth factor stimulus. Gene Ontology annotation, molecular function: activin receptor activity, type I; activin binding; ATP binding. The coding region runs from base 1 to 1998 and encodes 665 amino acids. Gene Ontology annotation, cellular component: plasma membrane; activin receptor complex. NCBI's taxonomy places the organism in Eukaryota, Metazoa, Nematoda, Chromadorea, Rhabditida, Rhabditidae. The transcript has 9 exons.
AUGCAUCACUUUCUGUUCUGGCUUUUUGCCUUCGCCGGGGUCUCAACGUUUGAUCAUGAUCUCCAAGGACGUACCAACACAUUCAUAAAGGAAAGGUUGAUUCCAGUUUUGAGGGAACGAAAUGUCAGAAACACCAACUUCAAUCGGAUCAAAAUCUGCUUAUGCUCAUCGGAUGCUGGUUGUACUGCCAGAACAAAAGGAUAUAUCCCAAAUAUCGGGGAUGGAUUGAAUGCAUCAGAGAAAGCGUUGUACAAGAAUGCUUGUUAUACGGAUGGAAACUGCUAUCAGAAUCAACAGACAGGAUCACACCAUGAUUUCGGAUGCAUUGAUUCGAGUUCGAAAACAGAUGAAACUGAUUUCCAUAAUACUGCAUCACAAGUAUGCUUGAAUAUCACAACUGGAGACCGCAGGAGCUCCUGGGUUUGCUGUGACGACACUAACUUUUGCUCGAAUCAAACUAUGAUAGUGCUGCCCGACUCAUCACCAGUAGCUCUGGGAUCCUUAAAAUUCAUUACAAUUGCUGUGGUGGUUGUAUUCGUUGUGAUAGCUGCAAUCAUUAUCGUCUCCAAUAGAGGAUGGUUCGUUGAAUACGCGAGAACACAGGUCCCUAUGUUGGUGAAAGAAGAGAAGCUGAACAAGGUCAACGACAUAGAAACCAACAACCACUACCAGUCAUCAGAAAGCUUCUCUUGUGAUGCACCAAGUACCGUACUCACGACACUUCCUGGCUUCCCAGACCCUUUCAAAAUGUUGCCAAUGGCUUUCCAAGAUAUGUUGAGUUUCCUUGGAGGAUCAAGUGGGACUGGAAAUUGUGAAAUUGAGCUAGCGCCAGCUAGUUUUGCGAAAAAGAUUAUGAUUGAAAACCAAGUUGGAUUCGGACGUUUCGGAGUUGUUUACCGUGCAACUUACAAGCAUGAGAGUGUUGCUAUAAAAGUAUUCAAUGAAAGCAACGAGUCAUCAUUUGCCACCGAAUUGCACAUUCUUAAUAACAAGCUCAAUCAUCCACAAGUACUUCGACUGAUUGGAGACGAUAGAACUGAUCAUUUGCUGGGAGUUCGCACUUGGAUUGUCACCGAAUUCCACGAGAAAGGAUCGCUUCAUGAGUUCUUGGAUCGGAAUACAAUUGAUAUGGAGAGAUACUUCAAUCUCAUGUAUUCCGCGGCAGCCGGUCUCAGCUAUCUUCAUGACACUGCUCCUGGAAAAUCUACUGAGGAAUACAAGCCAGAGAUCGCUCAUAGGGAUAUCAAAACCCGGAACAUUCUUGUCAAGAAUGACUUCACUUGUGUUUGGGCUGAUUUUGGACUGGCUCUUGCCAAACCAGCUAAUGGUGCAAAACUUCCGGAAAAUAUUGUAAAGAACUACAAGUGUGGAACUGUGCGCUACCUCGCACCAGAGAUUCUCAAUUCGACAAUGCAAUCAUCAGAAUUUGAGAGCUACAAGAUGGCGGAUAUGUAUUCGUUUGCAUUGGUGAUGUGGGAAACACUCUGUAGAGUUGAGCAUGAGGGAAUCACUCCGAAAGAUCCAAGCUCAGUGCUUCCUUACGGUGAAUACACUCCAAGAGAUCCAACCGACGCUCAAAUGAUUGAUGUGGUUUAUAAGAGAAAGUUGCGACCAACCGUUGAUCAAUUAUGGACCAAGAACAAGGACUACAAAGGAAUAAUGGAUAUCAUCUCAAUUGGAUGGAGUAACAACCCAACUGCUCGUUAUACGGCCAAUAGUCUUCAAACCAAGCUCUUCUAUCGUAAGAAGGAUUUCACUGCGAAGAAUGAGGCAUUGAAAAAGAAGAUGGCAAUGCUUGCCGCACAAGCACCAUUCCCACCACCACCACCAGCUCCGCAACCGACUGUUUCACAACCAUACACGAACCAGAAUGAAGAGUCAAUUCCAAUGGGUACAAUUCGUACCAAUAACAGAGUCCGAGAUUCCGUGGAGCAGCCUAUCAUCAACAAAUUUGGAGUCGUCGACGAAACACAAGAAGCUCUGAUUCCACUUGUCUAA